CGUGACUAUAAUAUUAAUCUAUAACCACCGCUUGUCUCCAUUCGCCCAAUCAAGAUCGGAUUAAUAGGACGUAAAAUAUCAUUUCAUCCGGGAUAUUCGGAUAGAUCUGAGAUUCCUUGAUAUUUCAUUGGAUCAGAGUAGAACUAUUGAAUUCUAAAUCAAAGAAAAAGGUGGAAUAGAAAACGUUGGGAAGUUUUGAAGUUUAAAGAUUUAUGAAAUUGAAUGAUAAAAAAGUUUGAAAAAUGCAUCUAAUCACUGGAAUAUUAUUUUGUAUGUUUCUUCAGCUCGUCUUCACACAAAAACCCUGUGAUCCGAUAGAUGACGGACCAUAUCUAGGUACACAACCAACAUUAGAUAUGAGCAUUUACGAAGCUUCUCAAAGUGAUCUUGAUCGGAAUCCAGGCGGGUACCAAGCGGAGUUAAGGAUAUAUGGUAAGACAGGGGAGACAACUGCUGAUGGUAUAAUACUAGAGGUACAGGAUGACUUCCCCUUAACAGAUCCUAGAACAAUCCUAGAGUUUACCAAAGACCCCGCUACCAGUAAAAAUAUCAUCAAGUUGAUAAAACCAGUCGAUAGAGAUGGUCCAACAGAUAGUACAGAAGAUGGGAUACAGUUACUUCCCUUUACUUUAAAAUGUUCUUCAUCUACUGAUAAAACUGUCGUGAGAUAUUACGAUGUACGAGUGUUUAUAUUGGAUAUUAAUGACAACUACCCACAGUUUACCCAGUCUACUUACAAUAUAACAGUGAACGAGUUAACUCCAGUAGGAAGUGAGAUACUGAGAAUAUCAGCUACAGAUAAAGAUGAGAAUAUCCUGAACAAUAUGACGUAUAGUAUUAUAUCUCUACCAGGCUCUGUGAUGGAUGCUUCGAUGUAUUUUGAUAUUGAAGAAUAUACUGGUACCAUCACAGUCUCCCGAACACUCGAUUAUGAAAGUUUGGGGACAGACAGAAAAUAUUUUACAUUAACAGUCGAAGUACAGGACGGGGCUGGUAAAUCCAAUCAAACAUAUGUUACUAUAAAUAUAUUGGAUGGAGAUGAUCAAGGUGUAGCCUUUGUUUAUCCAGGCUGUUUAAGCCACAGGGGAGUGUGUGCCUGGCCUAAAUAUUCCUCCUUAGUGAGUCAGCUGAAAAUGAAUAAACAACUGAUGGUGUAUCCUGUUCCCAAUAAAAUAUCUAACUACACCCUAAUACAGGCCAGAGACCUGGACCUUUCACUUAAAUCCCGUAUACAGCUCUCUAUAGCUUCUACUAUACCACCCGGCUCAGAACAGAAGUUUAGAGUAGAAACUGUACCAAACCCCGUCACUGGUCUGUAUACAGCUUAUAUUACACCUAUACAACCAUUACCCACACUUCUUGAUGGAUUCGAGAUCUUCUUGAAGGCAGAAGAACAGACAGAUUUAAAAAGAUUCGAAAUGGCUAUGAUUUAUUUUAUUGACGAUACUAUAAAGAAACCAGAAGAAACAACUGAAAGUAGUCAAGUGAAUCCGGAAGUGAAACCGACAGACGAAGAAACAUCCGGGUACUCUCACGAGGUGACGGCACUAAUCGUGGCAGUGACUGUAGUUGCAGUGGUUUUACUCUGUACUAUUAUAGGUUUAUGUUAUUUUGUCAAAUAUUCUACCAUGUCAACCUCUAAAUACAAUUAUAACAUGCAAACGGUAGAAAUCGCAUUAAAUAAGGACACAAAUUUAUGGUAUAUUUCUCAUGAGUUUUAUUGUACCAUAGAAUGUCUACAUAUUUUCCGACAACAAUGA
Molecule: messenger RNA, 1760 nt
Organism: Lottia gigantea (owl limpet)
Lineage: Eukaryota; Metazoa; Mollusca; Gastropoda; Lottiidae
Exons: 14
Coding region: 243-1760 (505 amino acids)
Biological process (GO): homophilic cell-cell adhesion
Cellular component (GO): plasma membrane
Molecular function (GO): calcium ion binding
Source: RefSeq, a predicted model, not a curated record